GUCGGUGAUGAUGGCAGUGGUGAUUAUGACGCUCUGUGUCGGGACGAUUGUGCUGAUGUCCGGCGUAGGCACGGUUAGCGUGUGGCGCGCUUUGAGUAGUCCGCACCGGGAGGACAAGUGGCGGAUCAUGGCUGGCAACCGGUCUGACAGCUGCCUCGGUGCUGCAUGUUGCACUACUGCCUCCCGCUCUCAUCAGGCAAUUGGUUCCGUCUCUCCCGAGAAAAUGACUUACAACUCGCGAAGGUCUCUAGAAUCUAGCAAUCCCAAUGAUUCCCUGAUACUCCAUUCCCUGAUAGUAAACAGCGCGAUUGUACUGACGACCCCGACCCCGACCCCGACCCCGACCCCGCUGUUUCCCACGUCCAACAGCAGUUCAUCAGACAGCGGCUCUCGCUUUGUCGCAAACCUUGUGCUUGCCUCCAACGGCUCUGUCGUGUACUACGAUCUCCAAGAGUUGUUCUCCUUGGACCAGUCUGCAAAGCAAAGGCUGUUCUCCGUGCGAAAGGCCAAGCGGAUGCCGGGGGCAGCGGGAAGGGAACCUUUCCAGAACGAUUCGCUUAUUAGUUACUGGUGGCCGUAUAACGUUCCGGACGGCAGGCCGUCCUUCCCGCCAGACCCCAGCCUGGAGCCGAUGGCGUGGGUUACAGGAAUGGACUUGUCCAAUCAAGGGAGCACGUUGCUACUAACCACUAUCAAGUCGAAUGGCUCCUCAGGUGACUCCAUGGGCGACACGUCCACGGUAACCUGGCUCUCCCCUGUGAAUGGCAGCAGGCGCUCCGUCCUUUUGCAGGGGAUCCGCGCUCAUGGUAUAGGCCUCGACCCUAGGAAAGCAAAAGCCUACCUUAUUGAUUUCCAAGGUGGACCAUAUCUGAUGUCUGCGGCGGCUGCGAGUCUGCUCAGUCAUGGUGCCGGCAGCGGGGGUAGUAACCCUUUCGGGAUGGAAGCCACCUUCCCUCUACAAAGUGGCUUGGGAGUAGAAAGGCCAUUCGUACGUCCGCAAGGUUUCACCUCGGACGGUAAUUGUCUGUACAUGGUUGAUCGAGAGGAGGGCAAUAUCUGGGUCGCUGAUCUUCUUAGGAAGACUAUCACUCCCGUCGCCAGCUGGAUCAAAGUUGGUUUGGCAGCGCGUGACCAGGACGAUUUGAGAGAGAUUGUAGUUACUAAGGACGGGUGCAAUGCUUUCCUUACUGACAUUGUCGGUAUCUUGCGAUGGAUUCAGUUAAAAGAACAGUGCGGCGAAGCUUACACGGUGGAUGUAGUGGCGAGAUAUAGCCGAGGAGGGCUCUCGGGCUUGGCGAUCCAUGAAGAUGAGGCUGCGGUUAGCUUGUACGCUGGGACAAACGACGGCCAACUGUUCCAGCUAGAGAUCAACAGGUCCGCCCUGCACGUGUGCUCUCCACCUUCCCUACCAACGCCGGGGUCAGAUAGCACUCCGCUAGGGGAACCUUCGGUGUUGUCUCAGGAUGUAAAGCACCGGGAGCGCUUAAUUCUUGCGCUUUUUGUUUCCCUGGUGGCAAUGUCGGUCUCUGUCGUCAUCGCUGCCCUCCUCUAUGUUCGCUUCUACUGUCGAACGCGGCGAAUGCGCACGGAUCAACAGAGCCAAGGUUCUCCCUUUCUCGCGCCAGUCCUCGCUGACCGUUCCCGCACGGGAGCAUCCACCAGCGACGUGAGCGUCCAAGAGGUUCAGCCCUUCAGUGUAAAUGCCUUCCAGCUGAAAACCUUGGCGCAUGUGACUGACAAUUUCAACGCCGAUUAUCGGAUUGGAGACAAGGGUGCUUUCGGCGAUGUCUACUGGGGGGCUAUUGGGGAGAGGGAGGUGGCUAUGAAGGUGAUGAGGGGGAACGUGACGAAUGUGAAGCGGAGGCAAUUCGUCAUCGAAGUGAACACGUUGAGCAGGCUCCAUCACUCCAAUCUAAUCGACCUGAUAGGUUACUGUCAGGAAGGGAAUACGUACAUCCUUGUAUACCCCUACUUCCCGGGCGGCAGUCUCUUCGCGCGCUUGCACAACAGAGGUCACAACACCGGGAGUGCAGUCGGCGCUCCUGCUGCUCCUCCUGCUCCUCCUCCUCCUCCUCCUCCUCCUCCUCCUCCUCCUCCUCUCACGCUAGUGGAGCGCAUGUGUGUAGCCUUUGACAUCGCCAAGGGUCUCCGGUAUCUUCACACAGAGGCCGAGCGUCCAAUCAUUCACAGGGAUAUCAAGAGCAGCAACUUUCUUCUGGCAGUCGGAUCGGGGCCGAACCUCCGCGGCGGCGUCGCCGAUUUCGGGCUGGCGAAGAUCUGUGAGAGCCUUUACGACACUCAAUACGAGAGUAUGGUGCGGACGACCCACGUGGCAGGCACCCACGGCUACAUGGCGCCGGAGUACCUCGCGAAAGGCAGGCUGACUGAAAAGAACGACGUGUAUGCUUUUGGCAUUCUUCUCCUGGAGCUGCUGACGGGUAGGAAGGCGAUCACGCCGGGACCACCACCAGGGGGAGAAUGGCAGACGCUCGUGGAGUGGGUGAGACCGUCGCUAGGAGGUCCUCUUGAUCUUGGCACCAUACCGAUCGAGAUUCUCGACACGUGUCUGCAAGAGCAGGUGCGGACCGACGCUAUAAUGAGAAGAAUGGUGGCGGCUGCACUGUUGCUGGCGCAUGACUGCGUCCAGGAGCUCGACAGCUCCAGGCCCACGAUGAGUGACGCGGGAGAGAGGACGCGAAGUUUCCUGGCAGAUGCAAAGAUAGGGGGCAGGGCAGCCAGGUAAGGAGCCACGCAAGGGCAAAGACGGAAUCUCUGAAGCCAAUGGAAUGUGUACACGUGGCUGCCUCGUUUCGAG
Molecule: messenger RNA, 2815 nt
Organism: Chara braunii
Lineage: Eukaryota; Viridiplantae; Streptophyta; Charophyceae; Charales; Characeae
Source: the annotation of a GenBank genome assembly